Molecule: messenger RNA, 4068 nt
Organism: Pseudoliparis swirei
Lineage: Eukaryota; Metazoa; Chordata; Actinopteri; Perciformes; Liparidae
Gene: dgcr2
Product: DiGeorge syndrome critical region gene 2
Exons: 11
Coding region: 330-1940 (536 amino acids)
Cellular component (GO): membrane
Molecular function (GO): protein binding
Source: RefSeq, a predicted model, not a curated record
GUUGUGAUGGGGGGCCGCGGCCAUCUUGGAUCAACGGCGCUCCGCACCGAGCAGCAGCAGCAGGAGAGGACGGACGGACGGAGACGCCAGUUAGCUACCUGACGUUAGCUGCUCGGCGAGAUUAACCACAAUCUGUGUCGCUGUGCGGUUCGACUAUGCUUUAUAAGAAGCUGCUUGUUCUCCCUCAGCUGCCACUUUGAGGGCGUAACAUGGUUGUGCACUGUGUUCAGAGUUUGACGUUUUAACUCGGGAGAGGGCGGCGGCGGUGCACAUCAUCGGUAUAUUUUGUAAAAUUUCUGGAUAGAGGAGUUACUAUGAAUGGAGGAUAAAUGUUGCCAAAGGCUGACCGCAGCAGUUUCGUCAUCUUCUCUCUCCUCUUCGUCCUCUCGUUAACGGACCCACCACGGGCAGGUCCGCGGCUAGCUCUGGCAAGAUUAUUGUCAGAGCAGCGCUGCAGCCCUGGGCAGUUCGCCUGCCGCAGUGGGAAGAUGCAGUGUAUCCCGAUGUCCUGGCAGUGUGACGGCUGGACGGCAUGCGAGGACAAGAGUGACGAGUUGGACUGUCCCCCGAUAAAGGAGGAGCGGUUUCGUUUUGGCAACGGCUACGACCAGGUGGAGGACGUCAUCGGCGUGGCUCAGCCUGCGCGCUUCAACAAGAAAUGCCCCGGUGGGUGGCACCACUACGAGAAGACGUUCAGCUGUUACAAAGUGUACCUGAGGAACGAGAACUACUGGCAGGCUGUGGACACGUGUCAGAAAGUCAACGGCUCGUUGGCUACUUUUGUGACCAAUGAGGAGCUGCAGUUCAUCCUGAAGAUCGAGGUGGAUUUCGACGACAAAGUCUGUGAGCGCCGAGACCAGUGCAAGUUUUGGGUGGGCUACCAGUAUGUGAUAACCAAUCAGAACCAUUCUCUGGAGGGCCGCUGGGAGGUCGCAUACAAGGGGCCCAUGCAGGUGUUUCUGCCCCCUGAGGGUCUGACCAACUUUGGGGAGGCGUCUCCCACCCAGGACAAUGGCUUCUGUGCCCAGCUGCAGCGCUUUCAGAUCAAAAGCAUGAAUGAACGAGGCCUGCACAGCUGGCAUGCCGAGAACUGCUCCAAGAAGUUCCCGUUCCUCUGCAAGAGGAAACAAACGUGUGUGGACAUAAAAGACAACGUUGUGACCGAGGGGUACUACUUCACCCCCAAGGGAGACGACCCGUGUCUGAGCUGCACGUGUCAUGACGGCGAGCCCGAGAUGUGCGUGGCUGCGUUGUGCGACCGUCCGCGGGGCUGCCAGCACUUCCGCAAGGACCCCAAAGAGUGCUGCAAGUUCACCUGCCUGGACCCAGAUGGAAGCAGUCUGUUCGACUCGAUGGCCAGUGGGAUGAGGCUGAUCGUCAGCUGCAUCUCGUCCUUCCUCAUCCUCUCUCUGCUGCUCUUCAUGGUGCACAGACUCCGUCAGCGGAGGCGCGAACGCAUCGAAACUCUGAUUGGAGGAAACUUGCACCACUUCAACCUCGGGAGACGAGUCCCGGGCUUUGACUACGGCCCGGAUGCCUUCGGCACCGGCCUCACUCCCCUGCAUCUGUCUGAUGACGGAGAGGGAGGAGCUUUCCAUUUCCAAGAGCCUCCUCCGCCGUACGCCGCCUACAAGUACCCCGACAUCCAGCAUCCCGACGACCCCCCUCCUCCGUACGAAGCCUCCAUCAACCCCGACAGCCUCCUCUACGUGGGCCUCGGACACGGGGUUUCCAUGCUGCCGAGCCAGAUGAACGCCACGGCAGACGGGCGCCAGGCAGCUCUCCCCCACGCCUCUGGCCCCGCGGCGGACUCGGCAGCGCCCUCUCAGGAGAGGGAGGACUCCAUAGACAGCUGCACCUUCCUGGUGGGGCCCGACAGCCCCGCAGAUGGCCACGCCCCUCCUUCCAUGCCCGCAGACUCCCUCAGCACCGCUGUGUAGGUCUGAGGACGGACGGCAGGGCGCCGCAUCCGGACCUGAAGGUCAUGAGGGCGUUCGGCGCCGGCAGAGGUCGUUUAUCAAAAAUGCCGACGGCAGGGAGCGAUCGGGUUUGUACAGACACGACGGAAACCCGUUUCUUUGACGGGCGAGGAUGCCCACUUUCUAAAGACUCCUCUGCAGUCGGCCUCUGACUGGGUUUUCUUUUCUUCUUUUUUUUUUUUUUAAACCGAGAGGACUGUUUCUACACAGAGGAAAAACCCUGUUUACUUUUAGCAUCGAUCGAGCAGAGCUUUUGAAACAUCUCAGAGUUGGCCCGAUUGGUAGAGAGGCCCAAAUGUAAAUACCCCUUCAGGUCUGUGUCGGUCAGAUGUGUUCUACUUGUGUGUCACACCUGAGCACAAGAGAGACAGGCGGACGGUGAGGUCAUCUCAUGUUUGUUGUGCGUUUCUGUUUGCGGGCGUAUCUGUUGGUCGGUCCAGGCUCCAACGAUGUUCUCAUCCGCUCCGUUGCGGCAUGUCCCACGUCUCGAUUUCUACUCGCUCCUGGAAUCUACUGUCCCCGCCCUUUCUUAUUAGUCCGAUACAUGAAGCUGUCUUCCAGGUUUAUCGCGCGUAUUUGCAGCAACCGUUUUGUAAUUACGAGGUUCAAACCUUGCGAGAGAGUGCGGUUAGUUUCCUGCUGUAGUGGUUUUUAAUAUGCUUGACACGCGGCAUUAUGUAUCAAGGAAUGUUGUGGCGCUGAUAAAUAUCUGAGAUCGUUAUCGUGUUCUUUUUGAUGAUAAAUUAUGACGGCAGGUUGUAAUCUUGUUUAUUUUAUCAUGAGAUGGACACGGGCUGAACUCCCCGGUGAUCACGGAGCAUACGCCAUAAAGCUUCUCCAGUGUACGUGUGAAGAUUCGGGACCCGAUCCUGUCAUUAAAUUUGAGAAAAUCAAUUUAUUUCAGAUGGCUGUCCCCGUCAUGAAGCGGCCCCAUGUGUUCCUUCAUGCCUCUUGGCAGCGUCGUUGUGUAUUUGCGAACUGAACCAAGUUUAGGGAUUCAAGAGCUCAGUGACCACACUCAUCCCUCAAAGUAAUCAGGUUAUUUUCUUUCUGUUUUUUUGCAAAGACGUUUGUUCAAUGUCCCGUUUGGAUGCCGCCCCUCCGGCUCAGAUGUGUUUCUGUGGCGCUUCACGCGACGCGCCCGUUGUCUCGGUUACGGAGCUGGUCUUCAGCUCCUGGUGAACGUCACCGACUGCAGCUGUGUCUAUUUCUGUUUGGUGUUGAUGGCUCUGUCGACGUCCUCGUUUCUCAGUGGGAUUGCAGUAUAUAAAAAAAAAUAUUGUAAUAAAAAUAAACUGUAUAUUUUGAACUUGUUAGACCCGUUUUAUGACGACAAUCGUUUGACUCGCUCAAGGAUGAAUAAUGUUGCAACGCCUGAAGAAGUUAAAUCCGAGUCGACCCAAAACCACCAGCAUUCAAACCGCUCGACAGAACCAGCCGUGAACGUCUGAAUGAACUCGCGUUUGAGUUUACUGGACAAAGAAUAUUCUGCAACGUGUUUUAUUUUGGGGAGGGUGGGUGGGCAUUGAUAAUCCACAGUGGAUUAUCUCAGAAACACUGUGUGUGUGUGUGUGUGUGUGUGUGUGUGUGUGUGUGUGUGUGUGUGUGUGUGUGUGUGUGUGUGUGUGUGUGUGUGUGUGUGUGUGUGUGUGUGUGUGUGUGUGUGUGUGUGUGUGUGUGUGUGUGUGUGUGUGUGUGUGUGUGUGUGUGUGUGUGUGUGUGACUUCGUGACUUCUCAUCAAAGUUGCUUUGAUUUUAUUUUUCAACCUGCUUUUUUGGAGCUGCAGUGCAUGUUUUUAUUUGUUGGCAUGCUGGGAGAUUUUUAUUUUACUGUAAAGAUGUUCAGCUCAAAGCUGCCCGUGACCCAACAGCUGCUUUACGCUGUAGUUUCUGUGCUGCUGUGAGAACAACUUUUAUCGGAUUCGAUUUGUUUCAUGUACAAUACGACAAACAAUACAUGUCAUUGUCUUUUUAUUUCAUAGCCUUUAAUUAUUUUUUUUAAGUGCUUAAUUUGCAGGGAGAGCUUGUGUUUUUCUGAGGUAGAUGUACAUCUAAUUAAAUGCCAAAUAAAUUGCACCAUGAAGGACGA